Molecule: messenger RNA, 894 nt
Organism: Grammomys surdaster
Lineage: Eukaryota; Metazoa; Chordata; Mammalia; Rodentia; Muridae
Gene: Ms4a2
Product: membrane spanning 4-domains A2
Exons: 8
Coding region: 72-707 (211 amino acids)
Biological process (GO): cell surface receptor signaling pathway
Cellular component (GO): external side of plasma membrane; plasma membrane; Fc-epsilon receptor I complex
Source: RefSeq, a predicted model, not a curated record
GCCCAUCCAGAGCACACCAAGUUUCUGCAUAACAGUAUCUUUCAUUCCUGGAUAGCCCAACUAACGAACAAAUGGACACAGAAAAUAAGAGCAGAGCAGAUCUUGCUCUCCCAAACCCACAGGAAUCCUCCAGUGCAGCUGACAUUGAACUCUUGGAAGCAUCUCCUACUGUGAAAGCUCUACCAGAGAAGCCAGCCCCACCCCCACCACAGCUGACAUGGCAGACAUUUCUGAAGAAAGAGUUGGAGUUCCUGGGAGUAACACAAAUUCUGGUUGGUUUGGUAUGCCUUUGUUUUGGAACAGUUGUCUGCUCCGUACUCCACAUGUCAGACUUUGAUGAUGAAGUGGUUUUAUUAUAUAGAACAGGCUAUCCAUUCUGGGGUGCAGUGCUGUUCGUUUUGUCUGGAUUUUUGUCGCUUAUAUCCGAAAGAAAAAACACACUGUAUCUGAGAGAUAGUCCUCCUUUUGGAAUCUCCAGAUCUCAUAAAAUAGAGUUCUGCACUAAGGAAGAACUGGUGUUGAUGAUGCUGUUUCUCACCAUCCUGGCCUUUUGCAGUGCUGUGUUGCUCACUAUCUAUAGGAUUGGACAAGAAUUUGAAAGUAAUAAGGUCCCAGAUGAUCGCCUUUAUGAAGAAUUAAAUGUGUAUUCACCAAUUUACAGUGAGUUGGAAGACAAAGGGGAAACAUCUUCUCCAGUUGAUUCAUAGAAUCAGGGGACCAGGACAAUCUGACUCACAGUAUAAUCUUGGAAGUUGAUCUUUUUCAACAUUAUGGCAAAGUUUCUGAUUGCUCCACGCUCUUGUCAGUUUUCCAAUUAGAUUGUUCUGCAGAUGCCAUAUCUUAGUUAUGCUAUGUCUGGUCUUCUAAAUAUCUCCCUUUUGUGGAUAUCAUUCA